Messenger RNA from Phyllopteryx taeniolatus (common seadragon), 751 nucleotides. It is a transcript of the gene rpl28, whose product is annotated as ribosomal protein L28. Bases 291 to 704 code for a protein of 137 amino acids. Gene Ontology annotation, cellular component: ribosome; cytosolic large ribosomal subunit. NCBI's taxonomy places the organism in Eukaryota, Metazoa, Chordata, Actinopteri, Syngnathiformes, Syngnathidae. Gene Ontology annotation, molecular function: structural constituent of ribosome. The transcript is spliced from 5 exons. Gene Ontology annotation, biological process: translation. The record is from RefSeq and is a predicted model, not a curated record.
UAAAAUUCACGUUUACCCCCCCCAUAUAUUUAGGACUUUUGUGUAAGAUACUAUUACUGUGGUUAUUAUUUAUUACUUAACAUAAUAGUAAGUGGCCCCAUGUCCUGAAAAGGUGGAAUAAUAACGUCGUGUUGGCUACUUCUCGCCGUCCGGGGCUAACAUUAGCAAACGGGCUCUUGGCCACCACACCGUUUAUGAAUGUUAUUUUUUUUUUUAAAUACUACAAUGGUUUAGAGAGUCCCACAUGCACUGGCUCUGCUGUUAGCCCUAAUAACUAAUUUCGGUUCAUCAUGUCGUCCCACCUGCAGUGGAUGGUGAUCAGGAACUGCUCCAGCUUCCUCCUCAAGAGGAACGGACAGACCUACAGCACUGAGCCCAACAACCUGAAGGCCAGGAACUCGUUCCGCUUCAACGGCCUGGUGCACAAGAAGACGGUGGGCGUGCAGCCGGCGGCUGACGGCAAAGGAGUGGUCGUCGUGCUCAAGAAGCGUGCAGGUCAGAACAAGCCAGCCACUUCUUACAACAAGAUCACCAUCAACAAGAACUCCCGCGCCACUCUCAACAGCCUGAGGCACAUCAUUCGCAAGAACAAAUAUAGGAAGGACCUGUGCAUGGCCUCCCUGCGCCGUGCCAGCGCCAUCCUGAAGAGCCAGAAGCCCGUAGUGGUCAAGAAGAAGCGCACCAGGGCUGCCAAGACCGCAUAAAUGCAGAGCCGGUAUAAUUCAAAAUAAAAGUUUUUUGUUUGGAAAAA